Molecule: messenger RNA, 763 nt
Organism: Cicer arietinum (chickpea)
Lineage: Eukaryota; Viridiplantae; Streptophyta; Magnoliopsida; Fabales; Fabaceae
Product: protein BUNDLE SHEATH DEFECTIVE 2, chloroplastic-like
Cellular component (GO): protein folding chaperone complex; chloroplast stroma
Molecular function (GO): protein folding chaperone
Source: RefSeq, a predicted model, not a curated record
CUUGACCAAUAAAAAAAUAUCUAAACCUUAGUGUCCAGUGUCCAUUAGCAUUUAGCAACAUAUUACAAUACCUAGCUUGAACAAAUAGUGUGGUUAAUUAUCCUUUUAAUUUCCAAUGGUUUCUACGUUGUGCCCAACACCUUCACGUCUUGGUGCUAAAAAAUUUCCUGUUCAAACUUUAAAAUGUUUAAGCAUCGGCAUUGAAUUAGAAAGCCGUUCAAAUACAAAUCGAAAACAUUUGAGGCUCAAUUAUGUGUUCCAAUUCCAAGGCCCUCCUCCUGCUCAUAAAUAUUGCCUUGUCACUGCAAAGGGUACAAAUGGUAACCAACGAAACACAAAACCAAAUAGUGUGAUUUGUGCUGAUUGUGAUGGAAACGGGGCUGUUCUGUGCUCUCAAUGCAAAGGUAGUGGAGUGAACUCUGUUGAUAUUUUCAAUGGACAGUUUAAAGCUGGUGACUCCUGUUGGCUUUGCGGAGGUAGGAAGGAGAUGUUAUGUGGCAAUUGCAAUGGAGCUGGCUUUGUUGGUGGCUUCAUGAGCACUUAUGAUCAGUAGGGAGGGUGCCAACCAGUUCAGUACAUAUAUGCAUAUAUGUUGUUGCUUCAAAUACUUUCCACUCUUUAAAUUUUCUGUUUCGUAAUUCGUAGUUCACUUGUAGCCAUAGUGGUUUCUAGAAAACAAAUAAACAAAAACAUGCAGGACACCAUCAUACUGAUGCUUGAGGAAACAUAAAUGUUUUAAUGUAUUGCUUUUUAGUUCAAUUCA